AGGCCUUCAGAGAGUUCGGUCCUAGAGCCGUCUCGAUCGGUUGAGGAGGCACUCGGCCGAUGUGAAGGCCUGCAGCGUGCUUUGGGGGAGGAGAGGAUGCGAUUGUUGGCCAAGCUUGAGGAGGCCACCGAGGCCGCUGCCAACCGAGCGCGAAUCGCGCGUGCGCAGCUCGAGGAGGAUGGCGGCUAUGCUGAGAACUGGGUCUCCCACGGCGCCCGUUCUCAGAGCACUUUUCUCUCAGCCCACAGCAGAGAAGUUUCAGAUCGCAACAAGUGCUGCAUCGACCGCGGCCAGUGCGUGCUGCAGUGA
Symbiodinium pilosum is the source of this 309-nucleotide messenger RNA. Lineage: Eukaryota; Dinophyceae; Suessiales; Symbiodiniaceae. The record is from the annotation of a GenBank genome assembly.